CACAAUCUCCCUGUAGCAUUUGAAUAAUGAAAGGCGAACGACACAGACGAAUGUGAAGAUGACAACCUUUAGAUUACAAUUGACCAUUUUGGUCGGAUUUGUGACGUUUGGUUUGGUUCAGGCGGCAGAUCCUGUCAAUCACAAACAAAAGCCAACGCCAACGCGCCAUUUUGACCAUUAUGUUCAGCUGGAUACGACUGGUCAAUACUGGCUAUUUUGGACCGCCAAUGACACUCAUAUUACCUUUGAGACUCACGUGAACACGCAGGGAUAUAUUGGAUUCGGAAUCUCCCCGAACGGAAAGAUGUUCCCAGCUGACGUCAUCGUGGGCGGAGUCAAGGAUGGCCAAACCUAUUUUAAGGAUUAUCACACUACCCAACAUGCACCGCCAAUUGUUGACCAAUCACAAGACUGGUUCCCCAUUGCUGGCAAGGAAACUGCUUCCGGUACUGUCCUUACCUUUGUGCGAAAACUCAACACAUGUGAUAGUGCUGAUGAUAUGGUUAUUACGAGUGAUACCAUUCGGAUUAUCUUCUCCUACCAUCCGGAAGACGUGACGGGUAGCAUCCCCUACCAUGGCGCCACCAGGCGGGGAACAAAGAGCGUCAUGUUAUUGUCUUCCUCCCUGACAGCCGAUGACGUCAAUAUACCUAGCGACACAGUCACAUUUGACUUCCGUCAGAACAAUUACCAUGUCCCCAAUGAUACCACGGUUUACUCCUGCCAAACAUUUACGUUACCUCCCCUUGCUUCCAAACAUCACAUGAUCAAGUACGAGCCCAUCAUAACACCUGGAAACGAACUGGUAGUACACCAUAUGGUUGUCUUUCAUUGCAAUCAACGUGCUGCUGAACUAGCCUCUUACAGUGGAGAUCAAUUUCGGUGUGGUAGAGUUUAUAAUACACCGAAACCUCUUCAAGGUUGUCUCGACUCAUUUGUCGCAUGGGCUGUAGGAGGAAAGACGUUUUACUACCCACCAGACGCAGGGUUCUCACUCGGUACUGCUAAUGAUCCAGACUUCUUUGUCAUGGAGACACAUUACAACAAUCCAACGGCUAAGGCAGGCAUUGUUGAUAGUUCUGGUAUCCGAAUAACAAUGACACCAACACUUCGGAAACACGAUGCUGGACUGCUUCUUUUAGGAAUGGGUGUUUCCCCAAUGCAUAUCAUCCCUCCAAUGGAACCCAACUUCGUCUCACAGGCUUUUUGUCCUUCGAGUUUUCUCAAAAAGGGUAUACCAGCAGAGGGCAUACAGGUAUUUGCAGUUCUACAACACUCCCAUCUACUUGGGAAGCAAAUGGUUACACGUAUACACAGGAAUGGCAGAGAGAUAAAACCACUUGUGACCGACAGGCACUACGAUUUUGAUUUCCAAGACAUGCGCUACCUUUCAGAGAAGAGAACAAUAUAUCCGACUGACAAGCUCGAGCUUAACUGUGUGUACGAUUCCAGCCAUAAGCAGAAUAUCACAAAGGGAGGAUUGUCUACACAGGAGGAGAUGUGCGAGGCAUUCAUUCUAUACUACCCUCGUAUGCACAUUACCUACUGCGAAAGUACACCGGUCUACGACACUAUAACUGACGACGCUGAUAAUGUCUUACCUAUAAUAAAGACAUGGAACUGGACGGAUGCGACAGUAAGGUCUCGAUUCCGGUCAGCUCUUGAAAAGUCGAAGUAUAUUCAUUACAUGUAUGCAGACAUUGAUUCACUUGCGGCAAAGAUUUUGACCACAGAAAACGCAACAGAUCACCCUUAUGUAGAGCCACCGGAUACAACAUGCCAACACAUCUCUGGGCUUAACAAGGACGGAAAAUGAUUUCGGAGAUAAUAACUCAAUAUCAAGAAAUUAUUUGAAUUAGAUCUGGACAAAAAUAUGAAAUAGUAAAUAUCGUAAUAUUCAAGUUAAUACAAGUAAAAUGAUCAGUCAUAUGAUUUCAUUUUCUACUGGGAAAUACUGACAUGUACAGUCUAAUUCGAAAAGCGAUGUAUAUAUGAAAGACAUUUAGAUUAAUACAGAUACCUUUGAUACAUUUGAAUAAAGCUAGAUACAAAAAAAA
Pecten maximus is the source of this 2057-nucleotide messenger RNA. RefSeq names its product DBH-like monooxygenase protein 1. The transcript is spliced from 12 exons. The record is from RefSeq and is a predicted model, not a curated record. Gene Ontology annotation, biological process: dopamine catabolic process; octopamine biosynthetic process; norepinephrine biosynthetic process. Bases 59 to 1816 code for a protein of 585 amino acids. Gene Ontology annotation, molecular function: copper ion binding; dopamine beta-monooxygenase activity. Gene Ontology annotation, cellular component: secretory granule membrane. NCBI's taxonomy places the organism in Eukaryota, Metazoa, Mollusca, Bivalvia, Pectinida, Pectinidae.